AUGACUACAACAACAAUAACAACGAUUAUGACACAACAACACAACAACACCUCCACCUCUCGUGAUCAAGCACCGGCAUUCAACGAAGGAGGAGGAGGAGGAGGAACCAUCAUCUCUAACAACAACACUUGUCUCUCAAAUUCUUCCUUCUCUCCCACUACCCUCUCCACCACCACCAACAACAACACCACCACCACCACGAGCACUUCUUCUCCACAACCACCAUCAUCAUCAUCACCAACGCUCAACAACAACACCACCACGAGCACUAUCAACAUCAACACAACUACUACGAGCACUAGCAAUAACAACAACAACACAACUACUACGACCUCCUCCCCUUCUCCUUCUUCUCCUCCGAUCAUUAAAAUUCAACACUACUUUAAUUAUUCCACCACUAUGAGAGAUCGAGAAGCAUGUCAAUGUUUUUUGGAAUAUCUCACACAGGUCACUCAUUGUGAUGAAAAUUUAUUGUAUUUACUUCAGUUGGAGAAUAUCAAGAGUUUGAAAUCGGUUCAGAAUAUGAUGGAACAGACACAGUCAUUGAUUGAUACGUUUGUGAAAUUGGAAUCUCCGAAGGAGUUGAAUAUUACGGACAAGAUGAGAACGAGAAUUAUUGAAAAUUUUGAAGAAGUCAAGAGUAGUGUUGGGAUGGGAACAAGUGGUGGCAAUGUUGAUAAACAACAACAACAACAGACUUCACCAAGGACGGGAGAAUCAAAAAUGUCAAAUGUCAAUACAACAUCCACACCACCUGAAUUGAGUCCAGAAUUGUUAUGGACAAAAAUUCAACAUGCUUUCCACGAAUUGACCGUUCAAAUCAAUUUACAAUUGAAACAAGAUAGUUUUGAAUCCUUUCUCAGUUCUGACUUUUUCGAAAAAUUUAUCAUCAAGAAAGUUCGUGAGAAAGUUGCUUCUCAUUCACAACAACACCAUGAAAAGACCAAGAAAAAGAGAUCUUCUUCUACUACCAUUUAUGGAAAUACUCACAAUUCUCCAAAUUUGGGAGAUUCAGAUUUCUCCUCUUCCACAACAUCUUCAACAACAACAGAUGAUCAUUACAAUGGAGGAGAUUCUUCAGAUUCAACUGUUGGAGAUAAUUAUGCAUUAGGUGCUGCAACUUUAAUGAAACGUUUUGUAGGAGGUUUAUUUAAAGGAGGAGGAUUAGCCAUUCAACAAAUGGUGAAUCAUGGAAAUAAUUUGGAAGAUUCGAAUAGCUCUUCCUCCUCUUACUCUGAAAUUUCUUCACCCAUUUUGACAAGUGACACGGAUGACAAUUCCCUUUCUCUUACUGCUUCAUUGUCUUCUCUAUUCAAACAUCGAGGUGGUGGCAGUGAUCGAAAAGAAUCUUCUCAAAAUGAAACUGUUGAAAUUAUGAAGAAUAUUAUUCAAGAUUUAUACAAACAACUCAUUCAAAAAGAUAAUGAAAUCAAGAGAUUACAAGAAGUUUUGAGACAACAUGGACAAUUGAUGGGAAUUGGUGGAGAGAGAAAAGCCAAACCACUUCCAACAGCUCCGAAACAGCAACCACACAGUCAAGAUGAUCUUUCAUUGAAAACUCCGAGAAAAGGAGGAGUUAAUACUUUAAAAACAUUGUCGGCAUCUUCACCACCAAACAAGCCACAAUGUCAACUCAAGAAUAUUUCCAAUACAACAAGUAAUAAUAAUAACAACAACAACAAUAGUAGUAGUAGUGAAAUUUCAUCACCAAGAAGAUUGAAUUCGACGAACAGCAUGACCACACCAAGAUCCUCAAGUAAUUUGGUGAAUCCUAACAACAACAAUUAUGUUGCAUCACCAAGAUCGAGUGGUGGCGACAUGUCUUCCUCACAAACCAAUCGAUCAAUGGUGGCGACGACGACGAAUAUCACAACAACAAAUUCUCCAAUCAUCAAGACGGUGAAUAGAAACAGUCUCAAUUCAGAAUUAGAUUCUUCAUCCUUGAUGAAACAAAAGAAAACAACUUUGGAUAUUGUGUCAUCGGUCAAUAACAAAACCUUGCCAACGACACCUUCAGCUACUAACGUAAAGAAUGGUAAUGAUCAUAAUAAUUCAAACAUGCCAUUAAGUCAGAGAUUGCAAUUCUUUGAAAAGCUUUCAAAUAAUGCAAAUGUCAACAAUGCAAGUACUACUAGUGGAAAUGUCGUGCCAACGAGUCCUGCGACGUCGAAACGACCUCAAACAGUUCUUAACAAAUAA
This is a messenger RNA of Naegleria fowleri, 2199 nucleotides long. RefSeq lists its product as uncharacterized. Lineage: Eukaryota; Heterolobosea; Eutetramitea; Acrasida; Naegleriidae. The record is from RefSeq and is a predicted model, not a curated record. The coding region runs from base 1 to 2199 and encodes 732 amino acids. The transcript has a single exon.